Messenger RNA from Mucor mucedo, 1551 nucleotides. RefSeq lists its product as uncharacterized. The record is from RefSeq and is a predicted model, not a curated record. Bases 338 to 1381 code for a protein of 347 amino acids. Gene Ontology annotation, cellular component: nucleus. Lineage: Eukaryota; Fungi; Mucoromycota; Mucoromycetes; Mucorales; Mucoraceae. Gene Ontology annotation, biological process: double-strand break repair via single-strand annealing; mitotic recombination; double-strand break repair via homologous recombination. The transcript has 9 exons.
UAAUUGUAUAUGGAUGAUAUUUCAAUUUCUCUUUUGUCCUUGGAUAAAGGGGUAUCUUGUAAUCUUCUGAAGGGCUCAAAAGAUGUGCUUGUGAAACAACUUGAUUAAAUUAUCUUCACUGCCAGAGAUCAAAAAAUUGCUGUAAUCUGGUAAAACGAAUUCAAGUUCCUCGUUUUUCCUGCAAACCUUUCACUAGAUAUCUAGAGCCGAGUAACCCUACUGGCUUAGGAUAACUUGAAAAGUGACUGUCGCAACGAAAAAACACGAAAAUGACACAAGGCGCGAUUACUUUUGGCCCACUUUUAUUUUCCUUUCUAAAAAAUAAAUAAAUAAAUAAAUGCCGGAACCCUUUAAAAAAGAAGAAUGGAGUCAGAUCUCGACGAAAUUAUCACAGCAAUUAGGACCCGAAUUUUUAGCUCAACGACCAGGACCUUCAGGGAAACCUUUAACUUACAUCGAAGGAAAAACAGCCAUUAAUAUUGCCAACGACAUUUUCGGUUUCAAUGGUUGGAGCACCGAACUUAAAGAUACAACUAUUGAUUUUGUGGACGUUGGAUCAGACAGUAGGGUUAGUGUUGGCAUCAGUGUUACUGUUCGAAUCACCUUAAAGGACGGUAGCUUUCACGAGGACAUAGGAUAUGGAGUCGACCAGAAUGCAAAGUCCAAGGGUGUAGCAUUUGAAAAAGCAAGAAAGCAAGCAGUAACAGAUGCUACGAAACGAACACUGCGAUACUUUGGCAAUGCCUUAGGAAAUUGCUUAUAUGACAACCCAUAUUUGAGUGGCAUUGGCAAAAUGGCAAAACCUUCGAUAAAAUUCUCACCUAAAAACCUUUACCGUCAUAAUCAAUUCCAAGCGCCCAAGAUAGAACCAGCACCAGCAGCACCAGCAGCACAAAUAUGCAAUACAACCCAAUCAAACACCAUUUUACCCAAAUCAAUCCCAGCCAGACAGCCACAAACGGUUGCCAAACCUACCAUCUCGACAUCCACAGCUAAUUCAAUGUCUAAAGUUACCCCAAUAGCAAAAUCUAAUUCGGUGUCAUCAAAAACCAACCAUACUAUACAAGACAUGAAAGAGGAGCCUUUGAGCGUUCAUGCGUCAGAUGAGGAUAAACCCAAUGUUCUAUACGGACCAAUUGUACCUGAAGACAGCUUUACGUAUGAGGGAGACGAGGCAUUUUUAGUAGAAAUGUUGGCAAAAGAUGACGACGCUAUGUUUGCGGACGAUGGAGAUGAUAUGUUAGCUGGGAUUAUCACCCCACCCCCACAAACUGUAUCUCAUUCGUCAGCACCCGAUCCCCAAGUUGGUGAACGCAGAGAGGCGCCCUUAUCAGAUCGCGAUGAACAUAUCAGUAAGAAACCUUGCACACAUGGAAUAUAGAUCAGAUUAGUUAUCCAUUGAAGGAAAUAUCAAACAUAAAUGAACUGCUAUAAUAAAGACAACACUCUUCCCGUACGUUAAGGAGUGAACGAGGAGUGUGUUUCAUGGACAUUGUUAUUACAGCGGAGUUUAUCGGAAGAUUCUCCUUAUAUAAAAUCAACUUUUAUCGC